Molecule: messenger RNA, 1936 nt
Organism: Purpureocillium takamizusanense
Lineage: Eukaryota; Fungi; Ascomycota; Sordariomycetes; Hypocreales; Ophiocordycipitaceae
Exons: 2
Coding region: 1-1767 (588 amino acids)
Source: RefSeq, a predicted model, not a curated record
AUGAUGCCGGUGUCUUCGCCCACGUCGAUGCUGGCCGUGGUCUGCUUGUUGGCGCAUCGGGCAGUGGGCAGCAACGCCUUCAAUUGGAGCCACAUCGAGCCGUCGUGGGAUCUCCAAUACACGCCUUGCUAUGACGGUCUCCAGUGCGCCCGGCUUCUUCUACCGCUGGACUGGCUCAACUCCAGCGACGGAAACAAUGGGACAGUUGCUAUCGCCAUCGCCAAAUUGCCAGCCAAGGUGGGCGCCGACCAUGAUCGCUAUGGCGGCACCGUCAUUACGAAUCCGGGCGGGCCUGGUGACUCUGGUGUGGUGCAUAUGAUCAAGAAUGGCCGUUACCUGCAAGGCAUGGUCGAUGGGAACCGACACUAUGACGUGCUAUCGUUUGACCCGCGUGGCGUCUUCUACAGCACACCGACGGCGAACUGCUACGAGGAUGAGCCGGAUGGCAACCUUGCCGAGUGGCAGAUGCGGGGAUUUGGGCUUCUAGAUGGAUCCAAGCAACAGCUGCGGCGACGCAGGGCACACGCCACGGCUCGAGGGCAGCGUUGUGCGCAGGCCGACAAAGGCCAAUCCUCUAUUCGAGAAUUCAUGUCCACCGCCUCGGUGGCCCGCGACAUGCUCGCCAUCGUCGACAAGAUCGAGGAAUCGAGGUCAGCCGCGUUGGUGAAAGCGCCGAAGUCAGGGCAUAGGGACGAUGCGCAGAGACUUGAGUUACGGUCCUCCGUGGACAUGGGGGCGGAGGCAAGGCUGCAGUACUUUGGCACUUCUUAUGGCACAUUCUUAGGAAACACUUUCCUCUCCAUGUUCCCGGGUCGCGUUCAUAGAAUGGUACUCGACGGCUUGGUGGUGGGUGAAGAGUACGUUGAUCUGGAGUGGUCCACGAACCUCGCGGAUACUGCACAUGUUGUGGACUACUUCUACCAGUCCUGCUUCGAGGCCGGUCCGUUCUGUCCUCUAUGGAGAGCGUUUGACAUGUCUUGGACGACCAUCAAAUCGCGGGUGGACAAGCUCGUGGCCGACCUAGACGACAAUCCCCGGGCCAUUGCGAACACGGAUGGCCCCGAAACGGUCAUCACCGGCGAUGAGAUUCGAAUCGCAAUGAUGGAUCCACUGUAUGCUCCCCUGGACCUGUUUGACGGCUUAGCGACGCUCCUACACGACGCGCUGCAAGGCAACUACACGCUUCUUCUCGAGCGGACGGGCAUCACCGGCAGCAAAAAAGAUGCCUGCUCGCCAGUCAGGUCACUCGAGUAUUCUUGGAUGGACCAAGCCUCCAUGGCGGUCAGGUGCGGCGACGCCAAGGAUGUAACCGACCGCGACCUGACAUUCUGGGAAGCCUACGCGCAGAAGCUGAAAGGCCUAUCUCCUGAUAUCGGCGGCUUGUGGGCCGAGGUGCCAUUCGCGUGCUCCGGCUGGCAGACCCGGCCCAAGUACCGGUUCGACGGCCCUUUCGAGUCUCCGCGGCCCGAUGAGACCAUCCGCAGCGGCCGGCCCUCGGCGCCGCUCCUGCUCCUGUCCAGCCUGUACGACCCCGUCACGCCGCUUCGGAGCGCCGCAAAGGUCGCGCGUGGGCAUCCCGGGUCGCGGGUGCUGCUGCAGAAAUCCGUCGGCCACUGCGCGUUUCUCUCCUCGCCGAGCGAAUGCACCAAGAGAUACGUCCGGGACUACAUGGAGACGGGGAGGGUGCCUCCCGAGGGCACGGAGUGUGAGCCUGACUGCGCCCCUUGGUGGCCGUGUCCGAUGGACAGAGCGCACCUCCCCCGAUGAGUGCUCCGUCUGGAAACGGGAGGUACGGGUGGCAAGUGAGAAUGACAGGCUCAGGUUGGAUGAUGGCUCGUGGAGUCCGCCAUCUGCCUGAGAGCAAUUCCCCCAACUUAUAGAGCGACCUGGGGAAUUUGUAAUAGUUAGUGCAGAAAUACUGGCUUGAGAGCCUAGG